UUGCCUAGGUAACGCUUCCCUGCGUGCGGCCUGCUAGAGAGGGAUGGCCUCGGUGGUGGCUCCCAUAGCGGACGGGGAGUUCACGGCGGCGAUUUACGGUCUGAUCCGGGCCGGACGCUUCUCGGAGGCGGUGGGGAUCCUCAGCAGCGAGCUUCAGAGGAGCUGCCGCUCCCGGGCAGGGCUUUCCCUUCUGGGCUACUGCUACUACCAGCUGCAGGACUUCGCGGCGGCGGCCGAGUGCUACGAGCAGCUUGGGUCGCUGCACCCGGAGCUGCACGAGUACCGGCUGUACCACGCGCAGGCGCUCUACAAGGCCGGCCUCUACGCCGAGUCCCUGCGCGCCACUCUCCCUCUGCUCGACGUGCCAAGCUUCCAGAGCCGGGCCUUGCGCCUCCAGGCCGCCACGCACUAUGCCCAGGGCGACUUGUCCAGCGCCAAGGCCCUGGUGGAGGUGCAGCUGGCAGCCGCCACAGAAAGCAGCCCUGGGGCCGCCGAAGACCCCUCGGAGCUGCCCGACGCUGAGGUGAACAUGGGCUGCCUGCUGUACCGGGAAGGGCAGCACGAGGAGGCUUGCAGUAAGUUCGCGUCCGCCAUGCAGGUGCUGGGCUAUUGCCCCGAGCUGUCCUACAACAUGGCCCUGUGCUGCUACGCCGCCAAGCAGUAUGCCCCGGCCCUGAAGCACAUUGCGGAUAUCAUCGAGCGUGGCAUGCAGCAGCACCCGGAGCUGAGCGUGGGGACCAACACCGAGGGCCUGGACGUCCGCAGCGUGGGCAACACGCUACUCCUGCACCGCACGGCCCUGGUCGAGGCCUUCAACCUCAAGGCGGCCAUCGAGUACCAACUGUGCAACCUGCAGGCGGCGCAAGAGGCGCUCACGGACAUGCCGCCCCGGGCCGAGGAGGAGCUGGACCCGGUCACCUUGCACAACCAAGCCCUGAUGAACAUGGACCGGCGGCCCACCGAAGGCUUCGAGAAGCUGCAGUUCCUUCUGCAGCAAAACCCCUGCCCGCCAGAGACUUUUGGGAACCUGCUUCUUCUCUACUGUAAGUACCAGUACUAUGACCUGGCUGCGGAUGUGCUGGCUGAGAAUGCUCACCUGACCUAUAAGCUUCUCACACCCUAUCUGUACAACUUCUUGGAUGCCAUGAUCACUUGCCAAACUGCCCCCGAGGAGGCGUUCCAUAAGCUUGAUGAGUUGGCGGGGGCUCUGACCGAGCAGCUGAGAAAGCUAACCAAGGAGGUGCAGGAAUCAAGGAAAAAUCGUGAUGAUGAAGCUCUAAGGAAGGCAGUCAAUGAAUAUGACGAGACACUGGAGAGAUAUGUCCCUGUCUUUAUGGCUCAAGCCAAGAUUUAUUGGGACAUGGAGAACUAUCCCAUGCUGGAGAAGAUGUUCCACAAGUCAGUGGACUUCUGCAAAGAUCAUGAAGUGUGGAAACUUAAUGUGGCUCAUGUAUUGUUCAUGCAAGAAAACAAAUACAAAGAGGCCAUUGGUUUCUAUGAGCCUAUUGUAAAGAAGCACUAUGAUAACAUCCUUCAGGUCAGUGCCAUUGUGCUGGCUAAUCUGUGUGUUUCCUACAUCAUGACUAGUCAAAAUGAAGAGGCAGAGGAGCUGAUGAGGAAGAUUGAAAAGGAAGAAGAGCAGCUCUCUUACCAUGAGCCCGAUAAAAAGAUCUAUCACCUCUGCAUUGUCAACCUAGUCAUUGGGACACUUUACUGUGCCAAAGGGAACUUUGACUUUGGCAUCUCAAGGGUAAUUAAGAGUUUGGAGCCUUACAAUAAAAAGCUGGGUACAGACACUUGGUAUUAUGCCAAAAGGUGUUUCCUGUCAUUGUUGGAAAAUAUGUGCAAGCAUGUGAUCAUGGUACGUGACAGCGUCAUUCAAGAAUGUGUCCAGUUCCUCGAGCACUGUGAAGUGUAUGGCCGAAAUAUCCCAGCUGUUAUUGAACAACCUCUUGAGGAAGAGAAAAUGCACACAGGGAAGAACACUGUUACCUAUGAAGCUAGGCAGCUGAGGGCACUGAUGUAUGAAGUUACUGGGUGGAAUAAGUAACUGCUCUGACAUUCCUAUACAAAAUGGCCAGGGAGCAGAAAAUCAGUGGGGUGCUGGGACCAUUCAAAAGACUACAUACAUAUAUUUCAUUUUCUUGUUUUUACGUUUAGUCUGUUGUAGCGUUUAAAAUGGAAAUGGGCUUUUUAUAUCAAAUUAAUACAAAACUGGUAAGACCCUCAGAGGCUGUUUGUUCAAUAUUGGAGCAUAUUUAUACCUAUCAAACUUGGCAGGAAAUAUUGAACUAGCUUCACACUAGUUUGAACUAGAGUCUUAAAGAACCCUGAAAUAUUGGGCUCCACUUGUUCAUUUUUUAAUUACUAUUUUUUCCUUUUAAGACAUUGUAUUACAGAUACAUAUUUUUAAGAAUGUAACAAAAGUAAAUAGAAUGAGGUUUGCAAAAUAAAUAGAAAGUUGUGCUA
This is a messenger RNA of Zootoca vivipara (common lizard), 2469 nucleotides long. RefSeq names its product intraflagellar transport 70B (gene IFT70B). Lineage: Eukaryota; Metazoa; Chordata; Lepidosauria; Squamata; Lacertidae. Gene Ontology annotation, cellular component: intraciliary transport particle B; axonemal microtubule. Gene Ontology annotation, biological process: intraciliary transport. Gene Ontology annotation, molecular function: intraciliary transport particle B binding; protein binding. The record is from RefSeq and is a predicted model, not a curated record.